Python bivittatus (Burmese python) is the source of this 2385-nucleotide messenger RNA. The record is from RefSeq and is a predicted model, not a curated record. Lineage: Eukaryota; Metazoa; Chordata; Lepidosauria; Squamata; Pythonidae.
UCCCGGAUAGACAGGGAGGAGCUGUGUGCCAAGAAUGCUGACUGUGUUGUUCAUUUGGAGGUGAUUGUAGAGAAACCACUGAGAUUCUUCCAUGUGGAGGUUGAAAUCAAAGAUAUUAACGACAAUGCUCCCAUCUUUUCUGCAAGGGAACAGAUUCUGAGCAUAUCAGAACUGAUAACAGCAGCAGGGACGCAAUUUCCCUUAGAGGGAGCCUCUGAUGCAGAUAUUGGUACUAAUGCUCUGUUAACCUACAGGCUCCCUCCAAACAACCAUUUUGUUCUUGAUUCAGGAAAUGAUGAAGAUGAGAGUGAAUCUGUAGUACUUGUACUGAAGAUUCCACUUGACAGACUAGUCAUCAAUGUGCUGGAUGUAAAUGACAACCCUCCUGUAUUUAAUCAAUCCAUUUACAGGAUAAAGUUGCCAGAAAAUACAGCUAGUGGGACAUUAGUUAUUGAUCUGAAUGCUACAGACUUAGACGAAGGGAUUAAUGGAGAAAUUUCUUAUUUUUUUAGCAAUAGGCUAGCUCUAUAUGUCAGAAAGAUAUUUAGUAUAAAUUCCAAUACUGGGGAAAUCAGUGUGAUUGGAAAUUUGGAUUAUGAAGAUAUUAAUUUCUAUGAACUUCAAAUUGUGGCAGAAGAUAAGGGUACUUUAUCUGGACAUUAUAAGGGUACUUUAUCUGGACAUUGUAAAGUUCUCAUUGAAGUGUUGGAUAUGAAUGACAAUAUUCCAGAAGUGUCUGUGAAUUCUCUCUCUGUGCCAUUGCCAGAAGACUCCACACCAGGGACUGUAGUGGCUAUCAUCAGUGCUUCAGACAAGGAUUCUGGCACCAAUGGACAAGUAAGUUCUUUCCUAAGGCCUAUUGGGCUACCCUUCAAAUUGGAGUCCACAUUCAAAAACUACUACUCCCUGAUUGUUGGUGCACCUCUAGAUCGGGAGCAGGUGGCUGAAUACAGGAUAGUAGUAACAGUACAAGAUCAAGGCAUUCCACCACUUUCUUCUAGCAUCAGCCUCUUACUGCCUAUCAGUGACAUAAAUGAUAAUGCUCCAGCAUUCACACAGCCCUCCUACACAGUCUUUGUGAAGGAGAACAAUCCCCCUGGUGCUCACAUCUUCACAAUAUCCGCCUCAGAUCCAGACGUAGCUGAGAAUGCCAUGAUCACCUACUGGAUAGAUGAAAAGCUCUGGCGAUUGUCAAGCUAUAUCUCUGUACAUUCAGAGAGUGGGAAGCUCUAUGCUUUGCAACCUUUGGACUAUGAGGAGUUGAAAUUGCUGGAGUUCCAGGUGAGAGCCAAGGAUGCUGGAUUACCCUCCUUAUGUGGGAAUGCAACAGUUCAAGUCUUUGUGAUGGAUGAGAAUGACAAUGCACCUGCUGUGUCAAGAUCUGCUGAAGAGAACCCCAUUCUUCUGCUGGUUCCUAUGAUGCCUGGCCAUAUUGUAGGCAAAAUCCAUGCCUUGGAUGCGGAUUCUGGAUACAAUGCAUGGCUAAGAUAUGAACUGAUUGAAGAAAGCAGUGGUCCAUGGGCCGUGGGUCAGUACAGUGGUGAGGUGAGUACCAAAUAUUCUCUGGAUGAGACAGAAGGAAGCAAAAUCCAGAGUGUGCUGGUUCUUGUAAAGGAUCAUGGGAAGCCUCCACUCUCAGCCACAGCUACCCUGAGUGUGUCACUGGUGACAAAUGCCCAUGCAAUCAAGACAGACAUUCAUCUUCACCGGUCAGGGGAGACCUUCAUGCCCCUGGUGAACUCAAUCAACAUAUAUCUGAUCAUUGCCAUCUGUUCUGUUUCCAGUCUGUUCCUGCUAGCCAUUCUCAUGUAUGUGGCCCUGCGAUGCCACUGCAAGGCAAAAGAGACCAUGAUGUAUGGCCCUGGCACAGCCACCCUGGUCUGCGCCAGUGAAGUGGGCAGCUGGUCCUAUUCCAAUCGCCACAGCCACAUCCUGGCAGGUGUGAGUGCAGAGGCUGGUGCCAAGAGUGACCUCAUGAUUUUCAGUCCCAACAUUCCUGUUUUUGCAAAUAAUGGAAGCCCCAUCCUGGCAGGUGUGAGUGCAGAGGCUGGUGCCAAGAGUGACCUCAUGAUUUUCAGUCCCAACAUUCCUGUUUUUGCAAAUAAUGGAAGCCCCAUCCUGGCAGGUGUGAGUGCAGAGGCUGGUGCCAAGAGUGACCUCAUGAUUUUCAGUCCCAACAUUCCUGUUUUUGCAAAUAAUGGAGAAUUUGAAAAUGGGACAGAACUGCCCCCAGAUGCAUCUAAAGAGGGUAAAGAUUCCUAUAAAGUUUUCGGUACUGAGACAUUUAAAUUUAGUUCCAAUUUUGAUGCAAAUACAACAAAAGCAGAUUCAUUUGAAUAUCUCCAACAAGAUAAAUGCAUCCUUAAACUACUUAUGCUGGUUUGA